AUGCCACUAAAAGACUUCUUCCGCGAGACCUUCGUCGGACGGAUGAUCAACAUAAUAUCUAGGAACAGGUUACUAAGGGCACCGACACCAGAGCUUCCCCAGAGUGACAAACUUGGACAUCAGCUCAGCCGACAAAGCUCCCUCAAUCGCUCAGCCAGUCGAUCAAGCGCGGACGAAAUCGCAGAAAAAGGAGCGGGCGGUCACCUCGUAGACUGGAGCAGCACAACAGACCCAGACAACCCGCAGAAUUGGCCACUGUGGAAGAAACUCUACUCGACCGCAGUGAUAUGCAUCCUCACUUUCUCCAUCUACGUCGGCUCGGCUAUCUAUACCGUUGGCUUGGAAGGCAUUACUGAGCAGUUCCAAGUGGGCCAUGGCACAGCCACGCUGGGCCUCUCUCUCUUCGUCUUUGGCUACGGCAUCGGUCCCAUGAUUCUGGCUCCAUUUGCUGAGGCACCACCGAUAGGCCGUAUGCCGGUCUAUGUCAUCACGCACCUCAUCUUCCUAUUCCUGAACUUCGGCGUGGUGUAUGCCAAAGACAUCGGAAUGCUGCUGGCCUUUCGGUUCCUGACUGGAUUUUUCGGAUCACCCGUCCUCGCGACCGGCGGUGCAUCGCUUGGUGAUGUCUGGUCACCCAAGAAAGUCUCCUACGCCAUCGGCAUCUGGGGCAAUUUCGCCAUUUGCGGGCCAGUUCUUGGUCCACUUGCAGCUGGUUUUGCAGUUCAGGCAAAGGGAUGGAAGUGGUCUAUCUGGGAACUCAUUUGGCUGAACGCCUUCACCGCAGUUCUACUCGUCUUUACACUCGUCGAGACAAGCUCAGACAACAUUCUCUUCCGCCGAGCGACCAAGAUUCGCAAGAUGACCGGGGACAAAGAGUUCAAGACUGCCGCUGAAAUCGAAGCUGAAAGGAUGCCGGUCAAGGAGAUCGUCAUAUCAUCCCUCUAUCGCCCUUUUAUGCUCUGCUUCACCGAGCCCAUCCUCAUGGCCCAGAACCUUUAUCUCGGCCUAAUCUACGCACUGCUAUACUGCUGGUUCGAGGCAUUCCCACUCGUCUUCAACGGAAUCUACCAUUUCAACCUCGGCGAGCUGGGUCUCUCGUACAUUGGCCUCUUGGUCGGAGCUGUGAUCUUUACAAUACCAUACUUCUACUGGAUCCGCAAGAAGAUCGAACCAAACACCAACGAAGACGGCACAAUAGCACCAGAGAAACGUCUUCCAGCUGCGAUUGUCGGCAGUCUCUUCUUGCCCAUCUGCCUGUUCUGGGUUGGAUGGUCUGCACGCUCGUCGGUCCACUGGAUCAUGCCGAUUAGCGGGAGUGCUUUCUUCACCAUUGGAGCUGGAACGCUCUUCAAUGCUCUACUUUCGUAUCAGAGCGAUGCGUAUCCCAAGGUUGUCGGAUCUGUCCUUGCCGGUAACGACUUUGCGCGAGCAAUGUUUGGUUGCUCGCUGCUUGGAUUCUUGUCGAUUGCCUUUAUUCCGAUUCCGAUUGCCAUCUACUAUUAUGGAGAGAGGUCGAGGAAGAGCAGCAAGUAUGCAAGACAUGACAUAUAG
Messenger RNA from Fulvia fulva, 1551 nucleotides. Its product is annotated as Caffeine resistance protein 5. Gene Ontology annotation, biological process: xenobiotic detoxification by transmembrane export across the plasma membrane. Gene Ontology annotation, molecular function: fluconazole transmembrane transporter activity. The record is from RefSeq and is a predicted model, not a curated record. Lineage: Eukaryota; Fungi; Ascomycota; Dothideomycetes; Mycosphaerellales; Mycosphaerellaceae. The transcript is spliced from 2 exons. Bases 1 to 1551 code for a protein of 516 amino acids.